Molecule: messenger RNA, 1347 nt
Organism: Notechis scutatus (mainland tiger snake)
Lineage: Eukaryota; Metazoa; Chordata; Lepidosauria; Squamata; Elapidae
Source: RefSeq, a predicted model, not a curated record
AUGUCACCAUCAGGGCAUUCUCCCAGCGACCCAGAUGCAGCUUUCGUGCAGCGGCUAAGCGAGGCACACAGCUGCUCCUCCACCGGCCAGCCUGCCGGCCAAACGCUCACACCUCCACGCCCUUCUCUGCAGCCCUUCCAGCCCCGGCACAAAAGGGAAGCGCAGCACGAGACGCCUCCAGAUCGGGGCUCCUUCCCCGGGGCCGCUGGGGGAACCGGCCGGGGCCCCUCCGAGGCCGGGCCUGGCGCGCGGGGGCUGAGGCCAGGAGGCUCCGUCCGCGGCGGGGGCCUCCCUCGCAAGCGCCGACGCCCAGCCGCCCGGACCCCGCCGCGCCAGGGAGGCCGCUGCGCCUCGACGCCCGGCCGAGAUCGCCCGGCCGGGCCUUCGCCUCCUGCUGGCCCGCCUCAAACCCAGGAGAGGCGGCGACGCCCCUUCCCGCCGCCCCAGCUGCAGCGGCCGAGCCUCCCCAGCCCUCCUGCGCCGGCUGCAGCGGCGGCGCGCGAGCCGAGUGGCCGGCGGCGCUCGGCGGGCAGCGGAGAAGGCGGGCGGCGCGCUCCGCCUCCCCGGCAUCUCUCCCGCGAAGGCAGCACGCGGUCCGACACCCCCCGCUCGCCCCGCUUACCGGAGAGCCGCCGCCGCCGCCGCCGCGGAGCCAGCCGAGGGCGAGGAGGCGGCGAGGAGCUGCCGUCCGCCGGGGAAGGGCGCGGCGCGAGCCCGGAUGGAGGGGAGGGCGCCGGGCGGGGGUCUUCCGCUUCCUGCAUCGAGGGUCAGCGGGUGGGGGCCGGGCUGCUCUGGCUCCCGCGCCGAUGCCGGCCGAGGGAAGCGACGCCUCGCCGACAAGGUCCGCCCUCCCCGCCGGCCCCGGCCCUGCCCGCCCUCCCGUCCAAGCUGCGCAGCCGGGGAAGCGCAACCCCGCGGCGGGCGCUCGGCUCCGAGUCCCGAGAGCGCGGAUCCCCCACACGCCGCCCUGGCAAGGCAGCCGCGGCGCGGCCCAGACGGGCAACUGUGGCCGGGCAGCCCCCUCCUCUGCCGGCCCGUCUGCUGGCCCCUCCCCUCCCCUCGGCUGGAGGCUGCGGGGCGCCCCAGAGGCGGCCGCUGCGCAGGGAGGGGAGCCGGGCAGGCGGCCGUCUGCAGUGGGGGAAGCUGCGGAAAGAGCCGAGGCAAGCCGGCGACUGUUUCCCCAGGCAGCCUCUGCUGGAGGCGGCCAGGCCGAGCUUGUCCUUGGGGCUCCCGGCGCCUCGUCCCGGCCAAUGCCAGCCCUCGCUCAAAGGAGCCGAGCCACACCUUGCAGACAAGCCGAUGUCCCUGAAGGCGGGGCUGGGAGCUCCAGGCCUUGGCCGGCCUUAG